AUGGCUUCGAUCCUUCGAGCAGUAGCAAGUAGUUCUUCAUCGAGUAUCGAUUCAACAAAUCCCACGAAUGACAUCGGCAAGCGUUUAGCUAAAUGGGCACUUGUUAUUGGUGUACCAACAGCAGUUUGUGUUGCAGCUUAUUUAGUUUAUCGGCAACAACAAGAUCUAGCGAAGAAAUCUGCCACGCGCCGUUCACCUUUACCAACUCCUCUGACAAGUAUUACAGGCACAACAAUCCAACCCACGCCGACGAAAGCAGCUGGCGAUACACUUUCGUCGCCGAAUAAUCAAACUAAAAAUCGUUUAACUCUAGCAAUCGAAUUAAAAAACGAAGGCAAUAUCAAGUAUCGGGAAAAUAAAUUCAAUGAAGCUAUCGACGCUUAUACAAAAGCAAUCGAAGCAUGUCCAACAGAAUCAACUGAAGAACUUUCGCAAUUCUAUCAAAAUCGAGCGGCAGCUUGGGAAUCAUUGAAAAUGUAUGAUAAAGUAAUUGAAGAUUGCUCACGAGCCAUUGAACUCAAUCCAAAAUACAUUAAAUGUAUUCAACGACGUGCACGUGCUGCUGAAUCUAUCAAAAAUUUUGAAUUAGCUCUCGAAGAUUACUCAACGGUCUGUUUUCUCGACUCCUAUCAACCAGCAUAUAUUAUGGCUGCUGAUAAAGUUCUCACCGAUCUUGCAAAACGUUACAUUGAAGCUUUACCACCCAGUACAGCGGAAUUGUCCAAAGAUUAUGUUCGCACAUCAUUGAACGAAUUCGAAGAUGAUCCAAUAUUGAAUCUCGCAUUCAUCGAUGAAGUUCAUACCAAUCGAUCAGAUUCGGCAUUAGCCCGUGCAUACCAAGCGUAUGAUGAAUGUCGUUUCACAGAUAUUUCAUCCUUAUGCACACAAGAACUCGAAUUGUCUCUUCCAUCACCCUAUAAACUACAAGCAACACUACUUCGUGGUUCAUUUUAUUUACUGAUGGGUGAUUAUAGAGAAGCAUUAGCCGACUUUAAUACAGUGAUCAAUGACCCGAAUGCGACAGAACAGAUGAGAAUUGUUGCCGAACUAAAACGAGCCAAUGCAAAAAUUCAUCAACGUGACCUUGAAGGAGCCGUCUAUGAUUAUGAUCAAUGCAUCCGCGCACAUCCGAACGCAUGUGCUCCACUUGUUCAUCGGGGCAUGUUAAAAACACUAGUAGAAAGUUAUUCUGAAGCUCACGAUGAUUUCAAAGAAGCACUGAACAUCUCACCGUCAAAUCUUCGAGCAAAAUAUCAACAGCUGAUAAACGAUGCCAAAAUUGCCAACAAAGCUAACAGACCCGAACGUGUUGAGCAAGCGUUGAAAAACUUCGAGGAAUAUUUCGAUCAAUGUAAAAAUGACAUCUACUAUGCACUUGCCUUAACAUCUUGCUAUUUGGAAAAUGAUCGAAAAGACAAAGCGUUGGAUUACCUAAACAAAUUCGUAACAGAAAUUCCAAAUAAUCCAACAUUAUUAGCGCUCAAAGCCAAUUGUCUCAUGGCGAAAGAUCCGUCGAAUAAUUUCGAAGCUGAAAGAUUGUUUCUCCAAGCGCUAGAAAUCGAUCCAUCCAGCGAGACGGUUCUAACAAUGUUUGCCAUGUUCAAAUGUAAUCGUAAUGAAUUUGAAGAAGCUGCGAAUCUAUAUGAACGCGCAAUACAAUGUACACGUGGAGAAGAGAAAUUGAUGCAAUAUGCUGCCUUACUCUAUGCAAUUCGUGCGCAAGGUCGGGCGAUGAAACGACUCAAAAUCAAUUUUCCAGGUGGAUUUCCUCAAGCCAAUGGCUCCUUACCGAAUUGGCUGGGUGCAAUGAAUUAA
Adineta ricciae is the source of this 1815-nucleotide messenger RNA. The record is from the annotation of a GenBank genome assembly. NCBI's taxonomy places the organism in Eukaryota, Metazoa, Rotifera, Eurotatoria, Adinetida, Adinetidae.